Phytophthora sojae is the source of this 675-nucleotide messenger RNA. RefSeq lists its product as hypothetical. The record is from RefSeq and is a predicted model, not a curated record. The coding region runs from base 1 to 675 and encodes 224 amino acids. NCBI's taxonomy places the organism in Eukaryota, Oomycota, Peronosporomycetes, Peronosporales, Peronosporaceae. The transcript is spliced from 2 exons.
AUGGGCAUGGAGGACGUCGAGCACUUCGAUGAAGCGCUCCGACGCAUGACCGCGAUGUAUUUCCCCAAGCAACCUGCUAGCAAGGUGCGUCAGUAUCUCCGGGAGACCCGCAAGCCGUCCAACAUGUCGGUGGAGGAGUACGUCGCGCGCUUGCACCAGAUCAACGAGUUGAUCCAGUUCCUGCCACCACCCAACAACCGCCUGACCAACCACGAAUUGCGCGAGAUUGUCGAGUCGAACAUGCCGGCGGUGUGGCAGAAGAAGUACGAUGAGAGUGGUCAAGACUACGAGACGCUGGAGGAGUUGGUCGCGUACUCCCGCCAUGCAGAGCAAAAGCGUAACAAGAAGCAAGGCAACGCUCCGCGUAAGUGGUGCGAGUUUCACAAAUCUCGCAGCCACGACACCAGCGAGUGCCGCGCCAAGAACAAGAGCAAGGAGGAGGCGCACUUCAUGGACGUGGAAGUGACGGAGACGUGCUACAAGCUACAACAUCGAGGAGUCCGCCGGCGACAUGUCGCACAAGCAGCACCCGACGGAGGACCAACCAGCCACGCCUGCUCCAACGCCCAAGGCAAGCGCCCCAACUGCCAGCUCAGACGACCAAGUCACCACGGAACUGCUAGUGUCCAUCCCGCUUCCAAGCGGCAAGUCUCGAUCAGUGAGAGCCUUGGCUGA